CCUCGAAGCGCCGGUCAUAGUUAUUUACUCUCUCUCAGCAUUACGACAUAAGUAAGCCAAAACAAUAACCGAUCCAGACAACUAGCCUACAAGUGUUUUUCGGCGAUAAAGCAUAUCAGCUAUAAUUUUAGCUUCUUUUCGAACAGCUGUCAGAAUAAGAGAAAACCGAAAACAAUCAGUCCCACAGCCUUUUGUACUUUGCCCCGGCUUCCUGUACAUAUCAAUUGCACAUCAGCGUGAGUUGCAGAAAAUCUGCGGCAACAUAGUCAUAGUCACUAUAUGUGCAUUCCUCCCACAAUCGAAGGUGGUGAAAUCGGAGAUAUAGUAGCCAUGUACGGCCGCUCCUUCCUGCAUUUUCUGUUCGGGUCAGUCGCCAUUGCCCUGGGCUCGUACAUCUACUUCACCAUGCAAAUCGACAUGUCUAACGGAGACUACAAGAACGCCGCCUCGAUCUACGAGUUCACCGUAAAGGACACUCAUGGAAACGACGUGUCCCUUGACAAAUACAAGGGCCAGGUGGUUCUGGUGGUUAACAUCGCCUCCAAGUGCGGCCUGACCAAGAACAACUACCAGAAGCUGACCGACCUGAAGGAGAAGUACGGUGACAAGGGCUUGGUUAUCCUUAACUUCCCCUGCAACCAGUUUGGAUCCCAGAUGCCGGAGGCUGAUGGCGAGGCCAUGGUCUGUCACUUGCGCGACUCCAAGGCCGAUAUUGGAGAGGUGUUCGCAAAGGUGGACGUGAAUGGCGAUAAUGCCGCCCCACUCUACAAGUAUCUGAAGGCCAAGCAGACAGGCACUCUGGGCAGCGGUAUCAAGUGGAACUUCACCAAGUUCCUGGUCAACAAGGAGGGCAUCCCCGUCAACCGCUAUGCCCCCACCACCGAUCCCAUGGACAUAGCCAAGGACAUCGAGAAGCUCCUGUAGAUCUUGAUAAGCUCUGUAGCUGUAGCUGUUGGCUGUUUCAUGCCUUGGACUGUGUUUAUCGCGUAGCAUUAGCUUGUAAUUGCUCGGCCACGGAUGGUAGUUGCGUGGUGGCUGGCCACAUGCACCAAAUGUCUGCAUACCUAUAUAUUGUAUUCUCUUUUACUGGUUUUUGAUUCCCACUCACAAACAUAAUAAACGCGAAUUGUGGUUACCACA
Messenger RNA from Drosophila ananassae, 1140 nucleotides. It is a transcript of the gene Gtpx, whose product is annotated as probable phospholipid hydroperoxide glutathione peroxidase. The transcript has 3 exons. NCBI's taxonomy places the organism in Eukaryota, Metazoa, Arthropoda, Insecta, Diptera, Drosophilidae. Bases 280 to 924 code for a protein of 214 amino acids. Gene Ontology annotation, molecular function: glutathione peroxidase activity. Gene Ontology annotation, biological process: response to oxidative stress. The record is from RefSeq and is a predicted model, not a curated record.